This is a messenger RNA of Aaosphaeria arxii CBS 175.79, 927 nucleotides long. RefSeq lists its product as uncharacterized. The record is from RefSeq and is a predicted model, not a curated record. NCBI's taxonomy places the organism in Eukaryota, Fungi, Ascomycota, Dothideomycetes, Pleosporales. The transcript has 3 exons. The coding region runs from base 1 to 906 and encodes 301 amino acids.
AUGAACCCAUUCCUCCGAAAAUUCGCACUGCCGGGGAUGUUGUUGCUCGAAUUCGUCUUCGCAGACAACUUCUGCGCGAGAGUGAACUCUGCGCUCAGUCUACCAGAGUGCACAAACAAAUGUCUCCAAAACCACCGACAAAACGGCAUCUGCGCAGACGACCUACGAGGCUUCUGCCACCACCCCAACGGCGUGCGACUCUACUUCGCCGAAUUCGCAGACUGCCUACUCGACAGCUGUAAAGACGACAUCGACCGCGAGAAUUUCAUCGCGACUUUUGAAGCCCAGUGCUCCCUGACGCAAUGGCCAAUCAGAGCCAUCGAGGGGCGAUUCAAUGAUUACCUCAAGAUUCAGGUGGACUCUAUCUCAGAAGCAGAGGUGUCGACUAUUGAGGCAUCGGAACCUUUACCAGCAUCUAUCGAGAAAGUGACACAGAAGAGUCAUGACCCCUGGACUUCGAUUCGAACAUUCAUCACUUCAUCUUCACCCUCAUCCUCCUCCUCCUCCAAAGAACUACGCUCACCGCCCAAUCUCGAGCAAAUCCAAUCAGUUUCACAGGGUGAAUCCCAAGGGCCUCAAACACGCCUCUCCCCACGAACAGUGUCUUCACCACCACCCCCACCACCGCCCAUCAAGCCUGGAGUGAAAGCCGCUCUCAUCGCCGGAGGCGUCGUAGCAUGCCUCGCUUUCGUCGUCGCGAGUGUGUGCAUCUGGCGGAGGAAGCCGACGGACGGGGACAUCGAAUCUGCUCCCUGCGCCUGUUCAUCGAAUAGUUAUGUUCGUGAUGGAGAGAAGGAGGUCGUGGCUGGUAGGACGGCGGUUGGCGGGCCGGAGUAUGCUGUUAGUGAGGUUACGAGGUUUGAUGAUGCGAGUUCUGUUGCGCCGUUAAGGGGGGAGUCGAGAUGAUGGGUUCUGUUUGGAUUCAUG